UUGUUUUGGCAGCCUUUAAAUGUACUAGGAUGGCAAAAAAGUUGAAAUAUUGUCGACCAGAACAGAUUUCGACAGAAAACUUCGCCGACUAAAGAUCCAUAAUUAUAUAAUGAUGAGUCAAACUGGGUACUUGUGUUAACGUGAUGGCACAUCGUCGAAAUAAGCUGGCGAAACACAAACUUCCGGCUAAACCUAAAGAAGUCGAACUGAGCAUAAAUAUCUGGGGCGAUCGUUUUCAACCAGAGGGAGGAAGAGGAAGUCGUCAUCAACUUGAAGAUUUUAAAGAUUUAUUGAAAGCCGCAAGGUUCCAAGUUGCGAACGCGCAGGAGCCAGUGAAUUCCCCGACUGGGAAUGCCAGAAUCAUUAACAUCCGGUUGAGGACGACGGAAUUGAGCAAAGCUAAAUUUUUUGAGCGAUUUCGACGACAAUGGUGUUCUUCUAUUUGCCAGCGUGGCGAUUCGUUCUGGAUGGAGUCAGAGACUCCCAAAGAUACUUUCAAAUACAGGACAGAUGAGACACGUCAAAUGGUUAGAGUUGCUUCCUUCAGCUUUGGAACAUUUACUACCCUUGGCACGUACGUACAGCACUGGUCGAAUGAACAAGAUUCUCUUGUCAUUCAAGAAGGAAGCAUUGAAAGCGAGUUUCAGCAUGACGUGGGAACCCUCGCGAUCUUCUUCUUCAAGCAAGGCGCCAUUGAAGGAUCUAAAGAAAUUAGAAUUGAAAUGGAAUACAGGCAGUUUGAAAAUUAUGUGGUCGUUGAUGAAAACCUUCCCAAUGGAAAGAUUAGCUUCUAUUUUCCCCUACAGUGGCCACCAAAAAUUUCCGAAGAGUUGACAAUCAAUGACCACACGACCUACGACCGCCUGACCCACUUCUUUGGGUGUAGUCGAGAAAUUCUGGGCUCCAGCUCGGUGUUAUGUUUAAACUUUCCUCUUAAAGAAAGAAUCCUUGCGCAAGAUGAGGCAGAUUCCCCUCUUGGAUUAAUGACUGGCCUUUCACGAAGAGGCUUUUCCCUUUGUUUCGCGAGUAUAAAGACAAAGUUCCCCCGAGGACCCACGGAGGUUCCAAGGAAACCAACGCUCUCUGACCCCAAAAUCAUGUACGCUUUAGAAUGUCUGCUCUCUCGAGGCUUUAAAGUUCGUGAUCGUGUUUCUCGAAAGUUUUACGACUUGUUACGAAACGCCACAGAUAGGUACGGCUCGCUCCAAGAAAAAAACCUCGUAUCUCCGGAGAAAGUUUGCAAAGCUCUGUACAGAUUGGUCAGCACUGUGGAGACGGAUCGAUUCUGCCCUCUGGAGCAUUACCUAGAGAGAUUGCUCUACGGAGACAUGUCACAUCUGACGGCAUUUGAAUUUGAGAUUCCGAGGCAUUACGUAUACGUACCUCGACUUAUCAUUACCCCCACUCAAGAUUACCUCCUGCCAGCAGAAUUGGUUGCAGAGAACCGUGUCAUCAGGGACUAUGGGCACGAGCAAGCGAUGCGAAUUGCAUUCCGGGAAGAAGACUUUUCUAAACUUUCAUCAACGCACCCAGAAGGUCUUAAACACGUCUUAAAUGAGCGCGUGGUAGAACUACUCUCUAAUGCCAUCCACAUUGCAGGGAGAAGGUUCGAGUUCUUGGCUUGUUCCAAUAGUCAGUUACGUGAUCAUGGUGCAUGGCUGUACGACAUAGAAGGACAGCACAGAGCGGCUGACAUAAGAGGAUCGCUUGGGCAGCUGAAUGAGAUGAGAUGUGUUGCCACCUAUGUGUCCCGCAUGGGUCAGUGCUUCUCGUCCACAAAGGAGGCGGUGACAGUCAGCAUUGAAGAGGGUUGUAGUGUGGAAGAAAUUCCAGAUAUAGAAGUAGAAUACAAAGAUGUGUAUUUUGAAUGUUGUGGCAACUUUAGAUCUGGAAAAUACACCUUCAGCGAUGGAGUUGGGAAAAUCAGUAAGGCCUUGGCCGAGAAAGUAGCAGACAGCCUCGGUUUGGAUCCUACGCCCUCAGCUUUUCAGAUUCGCUACGGUGGUUGUAAAGGAAUGCUGGCAAUAGAUCCCAGGCUUCCAAACGGAGAUAACCAGGAAAUCCUGCAGUAUCGUAAGAGUAUGCAGAAGUUUAACUCAAAGCAUUCUGCUCUGGAGAUCUGUGAGGCAACGAGGCCGAAUCUUUUGUACCUUAACCGACAAUGUAUCAUCCUGUUGAAUGGCCUCGGAGUUCCUGACGAGUCAUUUAUCAGUCUUCAAGACAGAAUGCUUCGUAGCCUGGCCUUAAUGUUACUGUUUGAAACGGUGGCACUGGAAACUCUUCAGCGGACCAACAUUCCAGGUGGUUUGAAAAUUACAGCCUUAUCACGCAGUGGUUUGAACGUUACCCGAGAACCGUUCUUCCGCUCUCUGUUGCUGGCCAUAUAUAAGAGUCGGCUGGGGGAUUUAUUACGAAGGGCCCGGAUUGCUAUCCCAGAAACCCAUGGCCGUCUUUUGAUGGGUGUCAUAGACGAGACUGGUUCUUUGGAAUAUGGUCAGGUUUUUGUUCGAUACUCAAAGCUGGUCAGUCAACCAGGAAAGCAGCUGAAGAUAUUGAGAGGCAAUGUGGUAAUAAGCAAGAAUCCUUGUUUUCACCCAGGUCAGUGUAAUGUACCGAAGUAAUUUGUUCUUAAAAGAAAUUUUGUUUCCGUUUCAAGUGUUCAAUUUGUUACAAUUCUCGUUGAGUCGAACCUGUUUCAAGCNNNAGGCAACCGACCUCACUCAGAUGAAAUGUCAGGUUCGGACCUCGACGGAGACAAGUACUUUGUCACGUGGUAUGACAGGCUGCUCCCACCUAAAGCAAAUGUAGAACCGAUGGACUUCACAUCGCCAGAGAAGAUGAAGGUUGAAAGACCCAUAGAAGUGUCUGAUAUGAUUCAGUUUGUGGCAGAAUAUAUAAAAAAUGAUCAACUUGGGAUUAUAGCAAAUGCUCAUCUUGUCCAUGCAGACCACGAUGAUAAAGGUGUAUUUUCGGACGCCUGUAUCCAACUGGCACACAUGCACUCGGAUGCCGUAGAUUUUCCAAAAACAGGGAAGUGUCCUUCUUUGCCCAAAGAUUUGAGGCCAGAUCAGUACCCAGACUUUAUGAUGAAAUCCGGGAAACCACGCUACAAUUCACAAAGAAUCCUGGGAAAACUCUUCCGAAAGUGUAAGUCCCUUGAUCGUGCCCAGCAGUUCUCAGCCGAAGCCUCUCAUACCCAGAUCAUCCCCGACCCAGACCUGAUCGUUCCAGGUUACGAGUAUUACCUUGAGGUGGCCAAAGAAAAGAGAAAUCACUACAACACCAAGCUUGAUGGGCUGAUGUCUUUAUACGGCUUGAGAAAUGAAGGAGAAGUGAUCACUGGCUGUCUUGUUAGAGUGAACACCCGUCUCGCUGGAAAAACCGAUGAAAAAUUUGAAGUAGCACAGAUGAUUCAAGCAAGUCUGUCUACUUUGCGUGCAAAAACACGACACGAUUUUUACGAUGAAUUCGGCGGAGAAGAUGAAGUGAUGGAUGAGUUUGAAGAAAAUGGUUAUUUUCCCGAUAACAUUUUGCAGAAAGCCUCGGCAUGGUACUUGGCGACCUACGGAGAGCAAGGAGAAGAUGAAGUCCAGGUAACUGCUUCGUCUACAAAUCCAAAUCAGCAACAAGAGAAAGAACAACACCAGAAAAGAUUACUCAGCUUUCCAUGGGUGGUGGACCGUAUCCUAGCAAAUAUCAAAACAGCUAAGAAAGAAGAGAGGGAGAGGGAUGGAUCCCAAGCACAACAUGCCAUGGGUGCAGUCGGUGACCUCAUAACAGAUCAAGCAGCUUACUUUUUUAGUAGGUUCAAAUCCGAGCUAGGUGAAACUCGGGAGGUUCAAAUUGAAGAGCGAAAUAAGCUAAAGAAUACGUUAAACCGUCUUAUUGGAGAGGCCCGGGCACCGCGGCUGGCUUUGUUCAACUCAUCACUGACCGGAAUCUCCGUGGGCGACGAACAACAGACCUCUGUUGAGAUUUACGUUCAUCUCAAGUGGAAUGCAUCUGAGAAGGAGCAGUAUGAGUACCUUCAAUGGCUGAGCAGAGUACUUAGCCGAGAGGGUUCUGUCAAGAUGCAAAAACAUCCUGUGGUUCUGCACUUUCAACGCUCUUCUCAAGGUUUCAAUUUAUUGAAGCAGGACUACUACAUUACAGCAGACUCCAACAGAUUCCAAAAGAGUGCUUAUGUUAGUAUGCAGGUUCAGCGGUGUCCUCGACUCCUCCAUUUGCUGCUCGUUUUGAUUCACUGGGGGCGUCGAAGGCACCUCGUUGGGAACUCGAAACGCAGCUUCUUGUCAGAUGAAAAUCUGGCCACUCUUUUUCUCGUCUUUUGUGAAGAAUCUGACUUGAUUAAUAAGCUGAGCGACGAUGAUUUUCAGAAUUUUACAUUACGCCAUCUUGGUUUACCGUCCAGCGCCGAACGAACUGAGGCUGAGAGAGUGUGGAGCAAUGAAGUGCUGGGAGAAUAUUAUCAAGAAAGACUUAAAGGACUCAAAAGUGACAUCACUCCAGGGCAUCUGUUGAUCAGGUUUUUUGAAUAUUACAGUUUAGUGGCAGACGAUGAUGCCCUUCAUAUGCGAAAUGUGAAAAAUCCAGUGAAAAGGAGAGAAACGCUUUGUCCGAACGUUUCUUCGGAAGAAGGUAAUCGCUUUUCCGAUGCUGCUCUUCAUGCGUUCCACGAGCUUGCACAGUGCUGUGGUCUGGAUACCCUUACAGCAGCAACGCACGCUGAGAGCACACGUGAACUGAAAGAAAUGCUGACCAUGCCAAACACGACUUGGGGCGCACUCCGAUUCGCUGAAGAAUUUGUAAGAGUGAAAUUAUCCACACUUACGUCAGCUCAGAUCUCCUUACGACCGGCUCAGACUGGUUACAUUCUUGAGGCCACAGGAAAUUAUCUCACGCUACACACUGUUCAAAAUGAACUGGAGAAGAUCGAAACAACCUGCACGUCGUACAUUUACGACCAUACCGUGAGUGGGGCCAGUCGGUUUCUGUUCUUGGACCAAAAUGGGCCAAAUGAUAUGGUCAAUGUCAAGCAGUUGCAACGAGGGGACUAUGCGCUGAACUUAAGCCCGUUGAAUAGUUUACUAGCGCUCGGCCUCAACGAUGAACGCAGUAGGGAUUUGGCAGAACAGAAUUUACUGAGCUUCAUUUCAUUUCAAAUGGGGGUUUUUAAGCAGGAGUAUCUACCGUACGUUCAUGGUACUGAAAGACUGAUGAUCAGGGCCGAAUUUGGUAGCAUUUAUGUCCAAAAUGCACAAGUUCAUGCACGAAAAGUUGGAGCCGUCGAGGAAAUUCUGAGUCAGACCGCUGAUGCUAAAAACCGGCCUGGGUCGAAUCAGGCCCAAAAACGAAAUUUGAUGACACAUAAAUUCAUACCAGUUUUAGGUGGCGCCGAGAGCUGGACUGCAGCGUUCCCCACUCCCUCUCAAGAAAGUUAUGAAGAGACGUAUACCCUGGGAAUAAAGGAAGGUAGGAACCACACCAAGACCGUUCUUUAUGACAGCGAGUUGCAAUUUUGUGACGUAGACAUCCCUCCUAUUAACUGGGUGGUAGCAGAUGUCAAAGCCCCGCGCCCUGCAGGUAAGAAAUCACGUGAUAUCGAUUUCCGCGUCACCGUCUGUUCCGAAAGAAAACUUGGAGAUGAUAAAGACGAAGUUAUGAGCUCACCCGGUUACGAAAUGUUUAGAACAAAAUCAAUCCUCAGCAAACCAGACGAUACGAGUUUGGAGCUGGCAAGGGACUUCCAAAAGAAAGUUUCUUUUGUCAGACAUGAUAAGACCUCGAUCUACAAAAUCUCGGAUGGAAAUCUGUUCCUUCGAGUAAAGGAAGUAGUGAAAUAUGACGGAAAAGGUUCGAGGUUUCUUAAACCCUCCAGAAACUUCACAGAAGCUCAAAUAUUUGGAUUCUUCGAUGGUAAAGGUGACUUGGAAGAAGCAAUGAAGGUGUCCAGAGACUUAUGGUCAGCAGUUAAGAGGCUGAGACCACACAUCAUAUAAGCUACUCACUUUUAAGCAGUGAAAAUAUAACACAAGUUUCAGCCUUUUGUAACCGUUGGUUUUUUUCAUGCAAAACCGGAAAAUACUCGUUUUUAUGGCAAUCAAAUCGAUCAAAGUUUUUACUUAUAUCAUUCUGGAGAUUUUUUCCCACGGUGAUUGAAGAAAAGAGUCGUUGACCAACAAUUAUUGAGGCUCUUUAACAGUGAUACGUAAUUAAUAGUCUCAGGUAAACUUUAGGCGUGGGGACGAAUUACGAAAAAUUCGCGCACUUUUAAGGUCGUGUUUCGCUCUUUAAAACUAACGUCUCACUGUUCCUGUUCUAAAAAUUUCAUACCGUGGAUAAUUAUGUGCAAGAAGAAUUUCAACCCUGGGUCUGAUAGUCAUAGAUUAACAAAAUGCACUUCAUAUGACUCGCAUAUGAAUACAAAUCAUAAGCAAAGAGGAACAUCUAUAUAUCUUCAGAAAUUUCCGUCAAAUAAUUUUAAAGUCUCACCGAAGUUUUCAGGCUAGCCUGUAAUAUUAUUAACUGACGUGACUUGGAUGUGUUUCUCUGUAACCCCUAAGGUUGCCUCGUCACUCAGAAAAAAGUUGAAUUAGCUCCGAAAGCCUUUGAGUUCAGAUAUUUCAUUUUUUAAACACAGUCUAUUUGACUGUCUUUUCUGAAGUUGAAUUGGCAAGAUUUCAUUCUCGUAUAUUUUAUUUUUUGAAGCCGAUCUUAAUUAACAAAGUUACAUCUAUUUUAUUCAACUUUUUGAUACCUUUUUACAUUUACAAAACGAUACAAUCAAACAGAAAAUGAGCCUGGAUGUUUUCCAUUAAACUGUGAGUUAUUA
Stylophora pistillata is the source of this 6832-nucleotide messenger RNA. RefSeq lists its product as uncharacterized. The record is from RefSeq and is a predicted model, not a curated record. Gene Ontology annotation, molecular function: RNA-directed RNA polymerase activity. Gene Ontology annotation, biological process: siRNA processing. Lineage: Eukaryota; Metazoa; Cnidaria; Anthozoa; Scleractinia; Pocilloporidae. Gene Ontology annotation, cellular component: nuclear RNA-directed RNA polymerase complex.